UUUUCAUCAUGAAUGACGGAUAUAAGCAAAACGAUAUAGUAAAUCAUGAAGCUUAUGAAGAACUUGAAGUCGCAGAAGAGCAAAUAAUUUACUGUCAGGAGGAGUACAACGAUGGUCCGGGUACUAUGGUUCAAGUUCAAGAACAGACAGAUGUGCCAUGUUAUGUUAUGGAAGGAACUUAUUUUACACCUGAAAAUAUAUAUGCUGCUAAUCAAGACCAUUCGGUGUGUCAUUUCUGUAAAGAAGAUCUCACAAAUAAACGAUUUUACAAUCAUUUAUUUGAUCAUCAUGGCUUCACGAAGCAGCAAUGUGAAAUGAUGAAACAGCAAAAACGACUCGGGAGACCAAAUCCGAAGCGAAAAUCGUUGCAUUCUUGUGAAAAUUGUGGAAUGGAGUUUAUCACAAAGACAGGAUUAACGAGCCAUUUAAAAAAAGAUAAUAGCCCGUGUGCGCGUGUUGACGAAAUGGCUGUUGGAGGAUCGUCUGUGAGCAAUAUCGUUUGUCCAAGUUAUGGAUGUGAUAAAAAUGUUCCUACAUAUUUGGAUCUGGCGAUUCACGUCGACACCGAACAUCGAGAUCUUUCGAGGGCAACUGAUUCAUUCCGAAUUCGAAGAGUGACUUUCCAAGAUAAAGCUGGAUUUAUGAAGUGGAAAAAGCAAAUGGAAAAAUCGACGAAUUCGGAGUUUUUCCUUAGGACUUCGCAAAAAGUAUCAUUUGCUAUUCGGACAAUGCUCUAUAAAUGCCUGUUUUCAAAUUCUCGAGGGCAAUCGAAAGGCAGAAGAUGUGAGCAGUGUCCUGCAUUUAUUAAAUGUUGUAUGAGAAAUCAUGGGCAAUACGAAGUUGUCGCCUGUUUCGGGCAUCUUGGACAUGAACACCCAACUGAAACCGAGAUUGCUAGACAGAUGAGAAUCGAGAAAUAUCGAGAGAUUGACGCACUUCAAGUACGAGAAUCUCGAAUGCAUAAUCAACAUCACAUGAAUGUUCGCCCAAAGCAAAUAAUUGUUGAUCAAUACGGACACCCUACUCACCCAAACGAUGAAAUGAUGAUUCUGAUGCCGGUAGGAGAAGAAGUCGUUGAAGAAGAUGCAUUCACAAGCGUCGUAGUAGAUGACGCUGAUGAUGAGAUAGUAGGGCCACGUGCUCAACAGGAAACACCAGCUUUAACAAGACAAGUCUAUAUUCCAACUUCAAAUCAUCACGCGAGCUCUUCUCAUUACUAGACAAUGAUACCUGUUAUAGUUUCUUUUUGAUUGUAAAAAACAGUUAAUUAUAUCAAGAAUUUCUCCAUUUCCUAAACAAAUUUCAUACUUAAAUUGUCGAUUGUGAUUAAAGGUUCAGGUUCUCACGAAUAGGAAAUUCCUCCAUUUUUCUGUUCUCUACACUCCUUUAUAUCGUCGUUUUUUUCUAUUCAUCGGGUCCAAUGUAGGUUUUCAAUCUCCGUCUGCCCACCAGAUGUUCAAAAUGUGUUUCUGCUUCCUGAGAUUCUUCACAUUUAUUCUGUUGUAAUUGUUCUGUUUCAAAUAUUUUUUUUUUUGAAAUCUACAGGUUUUAAUUUUUAAAUGUUGAUUUAAUUUUUAUCUAAGAGUUACAACAAAAAUAUUAACUCGAAUGAAAUUUUUUA
Messenger RNA from Caenorhabditis elegans, 1621 nucleotides. RefSeq names its product C2H2-type domain-containing protein. The record is from RefSeq and is marked reviewed. NCBI's taxonomy places the organism in Eukaryota, Metazoa, Nematoda, Chromadorea, Rhabditida, Rhabditidae. Bases 9 to 1220 code for a protein of 403 amino acids. The transcript is spliced from 7 exons.